AUGAAUUCUUAUCAUAAGAAAAUAAUAAUAAGAAGAAAUUAUACGCAGUUUCUUCCAAGAUAUGUGUUUCCUGACUAUAAUAUCUUAAAAUCUGAUUUCAAAGGGCAUCAAAUGAAAGCUUUAAGGAAGAUUGAAUCCCUUGCACCACAAUUAAAUAUGAUUCUAGAAUUAAGAGACGUUAGAGCACCAUUGGCAACUAAGAACAUUUUGUUCGAUAAAUUAUUAGCAAAUUGGAAAUAUAACGACAUAGAUAGAUUAAUAGUCUACACCAAAAAGGAUUUAAUACAAAAUCAAAAUUUAGUUAUAAAUAAACUAAAUAAUUGGCAUAAUGAAAUGAAUGAACAAUUUAUGCUAGUUGAUGCAAGGUGUAAAAAAGAUGCCCGUAAUUUAUACAAGAUUAUUCGAUUUAAAAGUGAUCAACUAAUAAAUAAAAUUGGAAUGCCCUUACCUAUGGGUUUCAAAAUACUUAUUACUGGUAUUCCAAAUCUGGGUAAAUCGACUUUAAUAAAUUCUUUGAGAUCAAUUGGUAAAAUGAGAGAGGACUUUGUUGGUAAACACAAAAAAGUAGCUAAAACUGGUAAUGAGGCUGGAAUAACAAGAAGUACCAGUGAAUGUAUUAAGAUUACCCCUAAUAAUAGUCAUACCGAACAACCAAUAUAUCUUAUCGAUACACCUGGAAUAGGAUUACCUGGGAGGGUAUCCAACGAAAUCAGAAUGCUAUCCCAAUCUUUAUGUGGUUCUUUAAAGACAAAUCUUAUAGACCCUGUUAUUAUCGCUGAUUAUUUAUUAUAUUUAAUGAACCUACAAAAAUGUUACGGAAACCAAGAAUUCUACCCAGACUACUUAACUAAUCCAACUAAUGACAUAUAUGAAGUUCUUCAACGGUUACGUACCAAUAAAUCACAGGAUGAAAAAUCCCUUGCAAUGAAAUGGAUAACGCAUUGGUCUCGUUAUGGUAAAAAUAUAAUGUUUGAUAUUGAAACUCUAUUAUCCUCUGAAGAAUUUUCGUAUAAGAAUUAUACUCAACAAGAAUUAAACAAACUUGGAAAUUUGACUAUCAAUCCUAAGGGAAAGAGUAAGACCAGGUUUAUUAACAAUCUAUUCUAUUAG
Molecule: messenger RNA, 1110 nt
Organism: Arxiozyma heterogenica
Lineage: Eukaryota; Fungi; Ascomycota; Saccharomycetes; Saccharomycetales; Saccharomycetaceae
Gene: MTG1
Product: putative GTPase MTG1
Exons: 1
Coding region: 1-1110 (369 amino acids)
Biological process (GO): mitochondrial translation
Cellular component (GO): mitochondrion
Molecular function (GO): GTP binding; GTPase activity
Source: RefSeq, a predicted model, not a curated record